Molecule: messenger RNA, 1593 nt
Organism: Trypanosoma brucei brucei TREU927
Lineage: Eukaryota; Euglenozoa; Kinetoplastea; Trypanosomatida; Trypanosomatidae
Exons: 1
Coding region: 1-1593 (530 amino acids)
Molecular function (GO): metal ion binding
Source: RefSeq, a predicted model, not a curated record
AUGGCGAUGUUGCGCGGUGCGGACAGGGGUGUCACCGUGGAGAUGAUACGAGAGGCUGCCACUGCCCUUAUGCGCAAGGUGGAGGGCGGCCAUGUGGAUUUAUUACCGGCUGCUUGUAUGCCUGAUGCACAGGGAGAUGUGUUGAGCACAAACGUGAGUUCAGGAACUGGGCUGGAGAGCUUGAGUGGAGUCUACGAGAGGUAUCUAUGCGGUGGCUCGGGGCACGCAGACGAAAGAUGUAUACCUAGAGAGGGUGUUGACUCCGCAGAUGGAAACGAAUGGUUGGAUUUGUUGGCUGAUAUUAGUGAUGCAGAAAUUGAUGCUGCAGUAGCAAAUUUGGCGUCCGAACGGCGCGCACAAUAUGAGGAACAAUAUCGAAGUGGAAAUGACGCUGGUUUUGUGCUGAUAAAUAAGGGUUCUGGGUGUUCUCCUUCGGGAAAUGUUGACCCCACACAAUCUGGGGAGGAAGUAGAAAGCAUUAGGCGAGCGGGCGGUGAUUGUAGUGUGCAUCAAAAAGCUGAUGAAAACAUCCUUUACUUUGGGGGUAUAGUGGAGCUUACGCAUUCUUGUGAGUGGAGGCCAGAUAUGGGAGGCGCGACUGAUGGUGGCGUGUACACCUUUGACCAUCAAAAGGAUAGUGCGCCACUUGAGCCCGACUUCGGCUCGAACCCUUCCACUGACUCCACACAUAUUGCCGCUCCCGUACCCGAAAUCACGCGUGAGGGAUUGUCCUCCUCUCCGCAUAUUGGGGGGGAUUUCGAUUCGUAUGUACGAGACAAGGUGCGUUUGCAGUUGCUGGUAGAUCGUGUAGCAGAGAGGGCGAGGGAGAUUGCUACAAGGGAGGUACUGGGUAGUGUUCGCGAGGCAGUAGAGGGGCGUGACGACCGAGUUCGACGCUACGUGAAGCGGAAUGAGGAGAUACGGGGGGAUUUGGUGCACUUGCUUGUGUUAAUGCGGCAGCUUCACCGCCAGGCUAUUGCCGACCACGCUGGCGACCCCUUUCGGGUGCAGCCGUGGGAGCGGGAUGAAUCAGUUACUUCCUGCAAUGCUUGCAGCCGUUCUUUUACACACCUUGUGAGACGUCAUCACUGCCGCCGAUGUGGCCUUAUUUACUGCCACGACUGCUCUUCCUUCUUGGGGAAGCUGCCAGAUAGGGCAGGUUGUCUAGAAUCAUCCAGGAAUUGGGUUCGUGUCUGCGAGGGCUGUUACACGGUAUGCUGUGAGCACCGCCGUUAUGUGAACUCUAUUCCCCCUCCUCCACCGCCCUCGUGCCACGAGCGGGAAGGUAACAGCCCUAAAGAUCCAUGCUUAUCGCUACCGUUGUAUUGCAAGAACGGCAAAGGGACUCUUACGGAUGGAAUGCCUCCCUUUUACGUAGUUUUACCCGAGGAAAGCUACUCACCCAGCACAACGGUUUUGUCGCUAUGGGCAAACGCGCUCUACAAGGGGCCACACCGGCUUUUUGGGCUGGCUGAGGAUGGUGCUGCUGCCUUGUACCGUAUUUCUGCACCAAAAUUCCAGGAGCUCCUCACAAGCACUAUUGGCACUGUGAAGAGUAUAAGUGGUUAUGGAGCGAAGGAGCGGUGGAAGUAA